Molecule: messenger RNA, 726 nt
Organism: Vicia villosa (hairy vetch)
Lineage: Eukaryota; Viridiplantae; Streptophyta; Magnoliopsida; Fabales; Fabaceae
Exons: 1
Coding region: 1-726 (241 amino acids)
Source: RefSeq, a predicted model, not a curated record
AUGCUCGAGACACAAAUCUCUCAAGUGGCACAGCAACAAGCACCUACUGCCGCACCUGCUGGGACAUUUCCAGGACAGCCACAACCAAACCCAAAAGGACACGCUCAUGCUAUUAUUCUGCGAAGUGGUAGAGAGAUGGAUGAACCGACUGACCCUAGGCUUAAAAACCCUGCUAUGUUCCAAAGCCCUAGGAAGACAACUGAGGAGGAAAGUAGACCCAAGAAUAAACCGAGUGAUCCGAAAGAGAGAGAGGACAAAGAAGGCGAGACGGAGGAGAAAGAAGCGCCAUACAUACCUCCACCACCUUAUAAACCACCUAUCCCAUACCCUCAAAGACUCGAGAAAUCUAAAAACAUAGGGCAGUUUAAGAAAUUUGUUGAACUUCUUAAACAGUUGAACAUCACAAUUCUGUUUACAGAAGCCAUUACCCAAAUGCCCUCAUAUGCUAAGUUCCUAAAAGAAAUCCUAUCGAAUAAGAAGAAAUUAGAAGACAACGAGACCAUAACACUCACUGCUGAAUGUAGUGCAAUAAUUCAAAAUAAGAUGCCACCUAAGCUGAAAGACCCAGGAAGUUUCUCCAUACCCUGCAAUAUAGGAAAAUUUGUCAUAGACAAAGCUUUAUGCGACUUAGGAGCUAGUAUUAGCCUAAUGCCUUUGUCCAUUUGCGAGAAACUAAACAUGGGAGAUCUAAGACCAACCAAGAUGUCAGUACAACUUGCAGACUGA